CGCUAUUUCAACGCGACUGUGAGAAAUUACACGAAAUCUCGAAUUUGUCUCACGUCGAGGCUCUCGUUGGAUAUUCCCUCGGGAAGUAUCGACAUUCUCGGGCGAAGAAUACUCGCGGGGAUGCCUGUGCGAAUACGAAGCAGAACACAAGUGCUGCGAUUGGAUUUUCGCGUUUGUACGGCGUGUGCCAAAAUUAUCCUUCAUUGACUGGAAUACAGAGUUUGCACAAACUUGUGAGACCGCGACUGUUUUCGAGAGAGAAAAUUUGCAUGUCGCGCGGUGUCGAAAUCGUGACGAAUUUGGAAAAGAGUAGGCGUGUAAUCUCCAAAGACCCGUACAAUCUUCAGCGAAUUUCCCUCUCUCUCUCUCUCUUUCCUUCUUUUUUUCGUUAUGUGACAUCAUUCGUCAGCAAUUUCCAUCGAGACAGGAAGAAAUUAAUAAAUCGCAUACGAUCUUCAGUAGGAAAAAUUCGAUUCUUCAAUUGCAGUUUUACUUUAAAAAGUUUUAUUGUUACAAUUAUUGAUGCAUAAAAGUCUUUUGAUAUUGGAUUCUAAUGACGUCAGUGAAGUUAAUAUUAGCGACGAUCUUAUUUGAUGAAAAGUGAAGAAUUAGAUCAUCAUUCGAAACGCUGCCAGAACAUAUUUAUAGUACUAAUUGAAAGUACGAGAGCACUCAUUGCUGAAUUAUGCAACGGGACAAUCGACGAAUAUUAUAAUCAGCAAUCAAUAUAAACGAAACCACAAUAAUCGAUUCAAUAAUCGAUGAAAUUCCUUAAAAAAAGAAAGUCUUGUCUUAAACGUAUUUGAAUUUCUGCCUGCAAGACAAACUCAUAAAAUUCCUCAUUCAAAGAUGGACCCAGGUGCGAAUGAAUUUGUAAGAUAACUUGAAUCAUUCUCAAUAAUUAAUUCGAAGAUGGGUUUAUUGCUGUCGGUGUUGGUCGGCUGCGUCGGAGUCUUGGAGCUGCUGGCGUGUCUGCGACACGCGUCUGACAGCGUAGUGAUCAGCAUCAGUCCGCCAACACCAUGCCUCUCGUAUCACGAGCCGGCUAACAAUGACAUUCAGAGCAUCCACGAUUCGCUCUGCAGUUUCAGCCACUCGAUCGACGUGAGACUUCCUCGCGACGCCAAGCACAAGCUCGAAAACUUGCACGAGUACAGUCUACGAGUAAGAAGCGAGCUCCGAUCGUUGGGCAAGAACUUCGACGGCCGAAGCACGCUAUCGGAGUGCAGCACCAGAUACUUGCUCGGCGGCGGCUCCAGACCGGACUCGAGACUCAGUCCGGACUCGAGGAUCAGCCCGGAUUUUAGUUAUCUCGUGCGAGAGGACGAUGAAACGUGGAUCGUCCAAGCCGAUCGGCAUUACGACGAUGAUAACGACGACUAUAUCGAGACGAAGAGAUUCUUGGAGGAGAUCAAUACGGAAAUCAGAGAAAGCUUGCAGCAAGUCGCGCGAUCGCUGGCCCCGCCGGAGCCAAAAAAGUAUGUCAGGCUACCGACGCCGAUCCCGUUCGCCCACGACGAAAACAAAAUAUCUGCCUCCUCGAGCGAGGUGGACACGUCCUUCGACAAGGACUCGGGCAACGAGGCGCCCACCAUGAGUUCCUUCGACGACAUCCUUUCGAUCAUCAAAAGGUACAGGGACUCGCAGUCGGCGUCAUCGGUCGACGAGUCUGAUCACGAGGAGAUAAAGCUCGCGCGAAGAGCACCGAGGAAAUCAUCCUCCAAGUCUCCAGAUUUAUCGAAGAAAUCGAAGAACGUCGAUGUUUCCAAAAAAAUGAAGAAACUCUCGAACGAUCAUACGAAAAUUGACUGGACCGCCCAGGAGCCAGCUGUCGAGGAGAAUAAGACAACGAAGAUUUGCGCGACGAAGAAGACCUUCGUCAGCCAGAAAAAACCGAGAUCCGGCAAAUCCUCCACGACGAUCUCGAGAAAGCCUACCAGACUGAAGUCCAAGAACGCGGAGAUCAGUAAGUCAGCGGAGAAUUUGAGCACGAAGAAAUCGAGGAAGAAUCACGAUCCGGAACGUCGCAAGUCUGACAUAUCCGUGCAGACGGUGUGCGAUUUAUUGAGGGACAUGUCAACGAACACAUCUCCAACUAACAGCCCGUCGUUGUCCAGGUCGGAGAGUAAGAAGAGCGUCUCGGUAGAAGUACAGACCGUUUUGGAGGACAUACUGUUCGACGACGAGGUCUUGGAGGAGCUGGUUAGCAGCGUCAUCGGACUGUCCGAGAGCAGGCGGGACUUGUCCUCGCGAGGUAGCUCCGCCAGAAAAUCCUUCAAGAGCAAAAGGUUUCGGCCGUCCUCCAGCUCGAGAGAUCAGUCGGAUGAUCAGGAUAAACAGAUUUACACAGCGAUCAACGCCGUCACCUCCGUGGAAAGAUCGCGGAGAGACAAGACGAAGACGUUGAAAGUAUCCAGGUUCGAAAACGCCAGCGAGGAGGACUACGGAAUAGUCAGGGAUGUUAUUUUCGACAGUUCGAAGGGAUCGAGCGUUUCGCGGAGGAGGUGGGAGGACUCGAGGUCGAAAUCAUCGCUCGAAGACGACGAUGAAUUCGUGGACGCGGAGGAUGUGAGUUCCGGAAGGCCACCUAUAGAAUACACGAUACCUGACACCGAUCAGAACAAAGCAUUCUGGUUGAUUUUCAGUGGCGAGUACACAAAGGCGAUGAACAAGGACUGGCACAGCGGCCACUUCUGUUGCUGGCAGUGCGACGAAUCCCUGACAGGACAGCGCUACGUUCUCAGAGACGAGCAUCCCUACUGCAUUAAGUGUUAUGAAAGCGUUUUCGCCAAUGGCUGCGAGGAAUGCAGCAAAAUCAUCGGCAUUGACUCUAAGGAUCUGUCGUACAAGGAUAAGCACUGGCAUGAGGCCUGCUUCCUCUGCAACAGGUGCAGAGUGUCCUUGGUGGACAAACAGUUCGGUAGCAAGGUGGACAAGAUUUACUGCGGCAACUGUUAUGACGCCCAAUUUGCCAGCCGUUGCGAUGGAUGCGGCGAGAUCUUCCGUGCUGGCACCAAGAAGAUGGAAUACAAGACCAGACAAUGGCACGAGAAGUGCUUCUGCUGCGUGGUCUGCAAGAAUCCGAUCGGCACGAAGAGCUUUAUCCCGCGCGAGCAGGAGAUUUACUGUGCCGGAUGUUACGAGGACAAGUUCGCCACCCGGUGUGUUAAGUGCAACAAGAUCAUCACCAGCGGCGGCGUGACAUACAAGAACGAGCCGUGGCACAGAGAUUGCUUCACCUGCAGCAACUGCAACAACUCCCUAGCGGGACAACGAUUCACGUCGCGCGACGACAAACCGUACUGCGCCGACUGCUUCGGCGAGCUGUUCGCCAAGAGGUGCACCGCUUGCUCCAAGCCGAUCACCGGUAUUGGUGGCACUCGCUUCAUCUCAUUCGAGGAUAGGCACUGGCAUAACGAUUGCUUCAUCUGCGCGGGCUGCAAAACUUCGCUGGUCGGACGUGGCUUCAUCACCGACGGCGACGACAUCAUCUGCCCCGAGUGCGCCAAGAUGAAGCUGAUGUAAAGCGCGCGGCUUCACGACGUCGAGAUUGACAACGGGAUCGACAGCAGAGGGGCGAAGGGAGAGAAGGAACGAGGAGCAAGACGCACUUCCGAUCGCGGAAUCCGUAUAGUCAAGCGGAUUUCCGUUGCACGCCAUAAUAAAUACUGCGUCGUCGUGAUCUUACUGGCCGUCAAAUUCGAACUCGAGACGCACGCAGACGAUAGGGAAAACUUCGCAGAGCCACAUCGACAGACGAGAUCGCGGGGAGACGUAAUGAAAAUUAUAAAUGAAAAAAAAAAAAAGAAACAGCAGAACCUUCGCGUUAACGCCGCGAUAAUUUUUGUUACGAAUAACCGACGUGUUUUGACGGAGAUUUUCCGCGCCGACUUUCUUUCAGAGGUAAUGGCAAAGCUCUCGAGAAUCCCCUGACCAAGUCCUCGGCUUGGUCAGCACAGUGACUUCACGAUCGCCGAAUUGGAUCGUUCGGAAAGAGAGGCGGCGCGAGAGAACGCGAGAAGUCGUUUCUAGCUUCGUAGUUGUAGCGACAUUAGUCUAUUCGUUAUUAUUUCGUUCUACGUGUAUUUAUGAGAACACUGACGCGAAUCCGCCUGUGUUCGAAAUGAUCUUGCUCGAUCGUCGCGUCGGGCUCAUCGAAGAUUGAAAGAGCUGACAAUGAACGCGGGAGAGAAGGAAAAAUAUAUAUAUAGAAUGCGCAACCAGCGAGCUUGAUGAAGAGAAAUCAAAUCGCCUUACUUGUAAUAAAAUCUAUCGUUAAUGUGAACACGUCGAUUAGGAUAUAAUGAAUAAGCCUAAGCGCUCCGCGUGCUCUCGUGAUGUUACUAAUAUUAAUAACGUUUUUUUUUUGCUUUGUACAAUGGUAGAGAGAUAAACGCGCGCGUGUGCGCACAAAGAGAGUCCUACAUAUUAUUAUAUAUAUUCUUAUGAAGAACUAAAAUUUGAUAUAUACGUAUAGCGAUGUUAUUUCUAUUUCGACUCGCACUCGCGCGAGAAAACGCGACGGUCUAACACAUACACGAUUCACGCUACACAUCGACACUAAUCUACCCGAUUGACUACUACUUUUUCCUUCUCUUGCCUUCUUUGUACGAUGCUAUUCUUCUCUCAUAUUUAAUAAUCCGUAAAUAACGCCAACUGUUUAUUUGCGAAUCAACAGUUGCCAAUUGCUAAUUUGCGAAUUAUGAAGCUUACCGCGAAAUGAGGAAAAUCGAUUAUUGAUUUUCUAUAUGUGUUAAAAAACGUGUUCUCCAAAACUAUCGAUACAUAUGCAUAUUCGGAUUUUGGGAAAAAGUUAUUUUAACUAACCGAAGAAAGGGUGGAAAUUCUUCUUAUCAACCAAUUUAUUGAUUUCUGUACGCGUUACACGCGUGCCGUUAGUUGGAGCAGGAUACGAUAAACAAUAUGUACGUGUUUCGAUUUCACGAUAUCCCGACUCUCUUCUCUUCUCGACCUUUCUCUCCCUUUCUCUCGUUCGUCGAGAGAAAUAGGCGCGCAACGUCGUAGGGAUCCAUCAUCGUCCCCGUGUGAAUCGCACGCGCGAGCACACACACGGCACACAUACGCACACAUGCACACGGCACACGGCAGACGUACAUACAUACACGAUACACACAUACACACGUACGCAUGCAAACACUUUUUUGCAAUAACAUAUUAAAAGAAUUUUGUUGAAAAAAAUUACGAUAAAAUAGGGACAAAGCUCGCAUCUACACACAUGCACGAGCGUACACAAAUAUACACCCACAUAUGAAUAUACAUACAUGCGAACGAGUGUGCGGCGGACGCACACGCGGAAAUACUAAUUGUGGCCUUAUCCGCACCGAAUACCAUAGGAAUAAAAAAAAAAGGGAACUAACUUACAGUAAUUUACUUCGUUAUGAGAUAUUUAAUAUCAAAUCUAUUGUUAUACAACGCGAAACGAAGGUAAGUGUAACGCCGCGCGAACCGAGUCCACGAACACGGGAACUGCGAGACCAAUUCGAACCACGAACGUUCCGAAUUGUUAAUCGCAACCAAUAUAAGUCACACACACGUGCUAUAAUAUUAUAUGUAUGUUAUCCGACGGAGUCACUUACACACACUAAUCGCCUUAAUUAGUAAACGAUAAAAAAAGAGAUUAUUCUAUAUUCAGCGUAUCCUAUACACUGUUACACUGUAAAAUUGAUAAAUAAAUAAAUGUAAUUAUUUA
Messenger RNA from Wasmannia auropunctata (little fire ant), 5710 nucleotides. It is a transcript of the gene Lmpt, whose product is annotated as four and a half LIM domains protein 2. Lineage: Eukaryota; Metazoa; Arthropoda; Insecta; Hymenoptera; Formicidae. Gene Ontology annotation, molecular function: transcription coregulator activity; zinc ion binding. The transcript is spliced from 6 exons. Gene Ontology annotation, cellular component: nucleus; Z disc. Bases 913 to 3525 code for a protein of 870 amino acids. The record is from RefSeq and is a predicted model, not a curated record.